CUGAAUGCACUCAAGAAGAAAGGACACAAUUCAAACUUCUGGAACAAGCGUCUUACGAAUUUCGCCCGCGUAGUUAUGCACAUUAAUAACUUUACAAUAGAAACGAUAUUCAUUGGCGAGAGCUAACGUAUUCGACUUUCUGCCUUGCAUGUCGUCCUUGGUUCGGCCCCACGAACCGCGAAACGAGCAUGCCAAUGAUGCAUCCAGCGCUGCUCCACCUACGUACCGGAGCGCCAGUUCGGCGUGGGCAGUGCCGAGUGCGGGUCGGGCCCCAGCCUUCGAGAGCCCAGUCGAGGGCCAGGCGCCCUCCCUUGCGGCGUCGCACAGCGGGCCUUCACCAGCCCGGGAGGCCGCAGCCUUGGCUGUAAACGACGACGCGGCCAGGACUGGUCUCGUGAAGUUGGCUAAUGGUGUAGCCUUGCCGCUGGGUGCAGUUCAGAGCAUACGUGCUGGUAGUCAUUCAGCCAGCGCGUACGGGUUAGCCACUGCCCCCCCUCCCGAGUCUGUGGCGAACUUGGAGGAUCUUGACAGGCAGUGUGCCCUGAAGCAGCUGCACAGCGGCCAUGGCCUGGCGGGCAGCAGUGGACCGGCAGCCGCACCAGUCUUGUGUAGCUUUCCAACAGCCGACCCUGACUAUGACGAGGGCCGAGUGGCAGAGGCAGCCAACUUGGCGGCCAAGUAUGGCGGCAUGUGGUUGCGGGGAGCGCUAGCCAAGCAGCGGAACCAGGCUCAGACACGUCUCCACCCAGUCUUCGUUGGCAUGGUGCGGCACGUGGAUGGAAGUAUGGACCUUGUCCGUGCUGGUGACAUGCAGCCGCUUCAGGCUGGCUCAUUGCUGUUCACGGAUGGCGAGGCGGAGCUGCUGGCGCUGCACCCGCAGCUGCCCAGCAACCUGUACUUCUUCCCCGCCAACAUGUACGACUACGGCACUGCGGAGCGGCAGUACGUGACGGUGCACUUUGCAGCUCCGGGCAGGCUGUACGUGCUGCUGCCGGAAGACACUGCAGAACCAAGGUGGCUGCGUGAGCAGUUCUUCAAAGUCCGGGAGCCGCUGUACGGCGUAAAGGUUCGGCUGUCUGCCCGAUGGAAGAUGGGCUUCGUGACCAAAGUGCUGGCCAACAUGAUGACACACAAGUCGUCAGCAGAUGAGCGUGUGCUGGUCUACAAGUCCAAACGGCUGUACCGGGCUGGUGACGUGGUGCACCUGGGCGGCCUGCCCACCGCGCGCUUCACAGACACCAUGUAUGUGGUGUGCACAGCGCUGGACGGCAACGGCGGCCUUGGCGGGGAGGACGGCGCGGCCGAUGCUGCGAAGGCCGCCGCUGCGGCAGCAACGGCGCAGCUGGUGACUGGCUGCGACGAGUGGGGCGUGUGGCUGACGCGGCUGCUCAAAUCUAUCCGCCGCAAUCGUGUCGAGGACGCGCGGGCAUUGCUGGACACUGACUGCUGGAGGCAGCGGGCGGCACAAGGCGACCCGCUCAGCUGGCUCCCGCCGGAGGAGGUAGGGCUGGGCGAGUCGCCGCUGACGUCGGACCUGGCGGCCGCCUCCAGCAACGUGGAAAUGCUGGCGCUGCUGGUGGCGCACGGCCGCUGCCAGCUCAGCUUCCGCGGGGUGCGGCUGCUGGUGCGGCGCUGGGAGGAGGUGCCGGCCAAGGACGGCGGCGCGCUGGAGCUGCUGCUGACGUACAUCCGGCGCUGCCCGCGGCCGUUGAGCACAGUGGCGUGCAUGCUCAUGGCCCUGCGGUGGGAGGUGGAGCUGCGGGACCGGGCGCGCACCGCCAGCUCGCAGGAGCUGCGGGUGGUGCUGCGGCGCUUUCAGGAGCUGCAGGUGGUGCUGCUUGAGGGGCUGGCUGACGUGGCGCGGACGGGCGGCCCCGACGGCAGCAGCAGCAUGAGCCUGGCGUGGCUGAGCGGCGUGCUGGACCCGCCGCAGUCGCCGCCGCCGGUGUCGCUGGGCGACUACAGCCCACUGCGCAUCGCGUUUGAGGACCGCGACUACGGCUUCAUGGCCAGUGCGGUGGCAGAGGCGUACACGCGCCAGAAGUGGCUGGGUGCCAGCUACCUGUCGCUCACGCCGCGCGAUGGCAGCCGGGAGCUGACCCUGCUGGACCCGCUGGUGCUGCACACCGUGCUGCACAAGCUGGGGCUCGUGGACGAGGGCUUGCUGUCGUACCUGGCUGAGACGGUCACGCGGCUGUGGUUCCUGUCAUGGGUGGUACCGGCGGCGUUUUUGUCCAGCCCGCGCGGCCGGUGGUGCAUGCGGCUGCUGGCGGGGUUGUGCUUCAUCGUGAUGUACAAUGAGUUGCUGCUGAUGGACCCCGAGGCACAACUCAGCAAGACCGUGACGACCGGCACCGCCCUGUGCCUGUGGCUAUUCGGAAAUGUGAUUGAGGCCAUGGAGACCGUGGCUGCGGCAUACGGCGGCAGGCUGGCCAAGUACAUCAAGGCCAACCCCCAGGAGUUCUUCUUCCUCCUGUGCGAAAGCCUGAUGCUUUCGCUCUGCGUGGGCUACCUGCUCGUAAUUACCGAGACGGCUCAGAUGCAGACGGACGUCUUUGUGCGCCUGACGCUGGUGUGGUGCAGCCUGGCUGUGCCAGUGUUCCUCAAGUUCCUGUACAUGCUGGUGCCCAUGUUCCAGCGCCUGGGGCCGCUGCUCAACACCGUGUACAACAUGAUGCAGGAGCUGGUGGCCUUUGCACUGCCCUUCGCCGUGAUCACGACGGGCUUUGCCACCAGCUUCUACAUCGUGCACCACGUGGUGCCGGGCGGCGAGUCCAUGGCCUUUGUGGACGUCAUGCUCAUGUACUUCUCCGCCUUCCUGGGCGCCUUCGACCUGCACCAGUGGGACGACCUGGUGAACCCCGAGCUGCGUAUCUUCGGCAUCACCCUCAUGGUCGUCUACCUGAUCAUUGCGGGCAUCCUGCUAGCUAACCUUCUGAUCGCCAUCAUCAGCUACAAGUACCGGCCCGACCAGGUGGCGGCGCAGUCGGUGUUCGGACUGGCCGAGGUGGUGGACAGGCACCAGAUACAGGUGGACUGCGCCAUGCUGUGCAGCCCCUUCUGUCUGCUGCAGCUGCCCUUCCGUGUGCUGCCGCGCGGCAGCCGGCCCGCCAUCCUGCCCUACACCUUCUACCGCAUGGGCCUGCCGCCGCUGGAGGGCUUCCGGCCGGCUGCACCCCACAUGGCAACCGUGCCCACAGGCCGAGACGCCGUGCCGCAGCUCCUGUUCCACCUCACGCUGCACCCGCUCAUGCUGGCCGGAGCCGCGGUGGCCUUCCUGGCGAUCAGCCCCCUCCUGGUGCUGCGCUUCGGCCUGGUGGGCCACCGCCGCAUGCUGGACCGGCUGUGGAGCGGCAGCGGUGGCAGCGGCAGCGGCAGAGCUGGCAGCAGCAACAGCGACGGCGUGGGCGGGGGCGGGACAACGCGGAAGGGCUCGGUCAGUAUGGGCGUCGGCAACGGAACCAUGUCCAGCCAGGGCGCAGUCAGCGUGGCGAGUGGCGGCGGUCGCAGCCGCCGGUCUGGUGGCGGCACGGGCAGCGGCGGUCUGUCGGGCAGCUUUGGCUCCGAGGACCCCAGCCUGGGCCUGCAGGCGGCCGGCGCGGGAGACCCCUGGAAGGACGUCGGCUACUUCUGCACACUGCGGGGCCUGCCGCGCCUGGCCUCCCUGGUGGGCCGCGUUGUGGUUGCGCACGUGGUGGGUCUAGCGGCGGUGCUGGCCAUGGCGCUGAUUUUCUUCACAGCCGGGUCUCUGUACCUGUGGGCUGUCAGCACGCUGCUGGCGCUGUACAAUGUGCUAUACGAGCCGCUGACGCGCUUCGGGUCCGUCAGCCGCCGCGCCGCGUUCCGCUACCGCCGCGCGAUACAGCAGUGGCGCAAGCAACGCACUGCGGUCGCGGACAGCAGCGGCAGGGCCGGCCACGCCGGUGAUGACGGGGGCAGCGAGGCUGGAACGGGGAUUGAGUCAGGCAACGAUGCAGCUUCAGAUGCUGGCAGCACCUCCACAUCCGCUCGGCGGCGCUCCACGCUGACUGCCUCUCAAGUGGCACAGCGCUGGAGCACGCUCACCAAGGGUGCGGCACAACAGCGGCAGCGGGCAGUUGCUUCAGGGCGCUACCUCACGCGGCAGCACGUGGAGCAGGCAGUGCUGCGAGUCUUCGGCAUUGGGUGGGAGGCAGCGGCAAAGGCAGAGGGGGCCGACGACACCGCCAGUGGUGGUGCCGGAGUCCGGGCGCGGUCUCUGGUGCCUGGUCCUGCCGCCCGCUUUGGUGCCGGCGCGGACGACGUCAGCAGUGUGCACGUGCACAGCUCGCCGCACCUGAACAUGAAGUCGCUUGAGGAGCAGGAGGCCAGUCGUGACCUGCGGGCCCUGGGCCGCAUGAGCUCCUUGGCCGCAAAUGCAGCUGCGGGUACAGCAGCAACAGUGGGGGCGGCCUCCGCGCGCAGAGGUGCAGCUGCAGGCAAACGCGCCGUUGCAGCCGUCCUCCCAGCUGCGGCUGUCGAGGAGGGAGUUGCACCUGGGGGCAGCUUCCGGGCUGCGGGGAAUGCAGGCCGCAUGGUGUCUGAACUGGCUGGCGCAUCUGGGCCAGCUGCCAUGAAUGGCGACGUCCACAAGCUGGCGGAAGCUCUGUGCAGGCCGCUGCAGGAGCAGCUACAACAGAUUCAGGCUGCUCUGAGCUCGCGGCUGGAUGCCCAGGCCACGGAGCUGGGGCAGCUGCAGGAGGCGAUGGGGGCACUGCGGGAAGUCAUGGAUGCCUCGCUGCACACGCGUGACGAUGUGGAGCAGCGCCGCCGGUCUGUGCUGGCACGUGCGUACGGCGACGAAAAUUACUGACCUGGCUUAUUGUUUGCUGUAGUAAUCCUUCAGCUAUCCGUUUGUCGUGCGGACGCACGUGCAACCGCAAUGCAAACCUUUGAAGAUGCUUGAAGAUUGCUUGUGAAGGUUGAAUGACCCUCCAAAGCUUGUGACUCCCGUUCGAAUGCAUAUCGAUAUUCAUAGAGUUUGGGUCGGAGACUGGGCCUCGGAAACACUGGCGCAAGGUUGCUGCCUUGCUGCUACGGCACUGCACACCUGGAACCAGAGCAGCGCACCACACGCGGUAUUGCUUGAUUGCGCAUUCAUGCUUGCUUUGUUAUGCAUGCACUGAUCGAUGAUUUCGCAGUAAUGGGGCAUUGGUUGGCGGACACGGAGUAUCCACGAUAAAAGUGGCAACACGUGCACUUAGUCCUGGCGGCUGGCGUUGUUUCACACUGUGGGGCGGACGGGUGUGGGGGAGAAAUGGGAGGAGUAGGGCACCGCACAGGCGCAGACACCACUUCAAAGCUGAUGUACGGUAUGUGCUGAUUGUCCAUAGAGUGCAAAGGAGAGAGGCGGCUUGGCCCUGUCGUCUUGGUUAGCCAGCUAUGUUAAAGUGACGGCUGCCUGGAUGCCUUCCGGUGGGUCCUACGGCUCUGGGCCGUGUAGCUGCGUAGUAUUUGGCGGCCGAGUGCAAAUGUGGUUUGGCCGGGGUGACGUGGCCAUAGGUAGCGGGCUCGAGCUGAUGGGCUAGUUGGUGUGUGUCCAGAAGGGCCGCCAAAGCAGUGAACACAUGUCGUGCGCCGUUGCCGGCGUGUGUCAUUCACCGGCAACCAGUGCCUGAGUAUGAGUCAUGAGGCGGGUAACAGCGUGUGAACUUAGGAGCGGGAAGUUACCCCAGCGGUUGAGAACUGACGAGCUGUGGGUGGGUUGUGCGAACUACGUCCCGGUGUGUGGCUAGAGGUUUGGCGUCUGUGGUUUAAUUGUAGCCGUGUGACGGUGGUGUCUCUCUGGCUCUGGCGUCACCUUCGCCUGCACUGCGCAGGGCGAAGGCUCGUGGGCUCGUGUUGGAGGCGUUGGGCAGCUGGUCAUGCGGGCGCUGAGCUGAGGAGGAGCUGCGUUGGGGGUCUGUUUGCCGUGGUGCUUUAUAAGUGUGUGCUCAGGGGAGCUUGGGGUCCAGGUUUCGUAGACGGGCGGUUGGCUUGCCCUGCUGGGUGGUGAGCGUUGGGUGUCGGGCAGGGGGCCGCCCAUGCAGGAGGCGGUGGCUCCCUAGUCCCGCAACACCGGCCCUGGCCCGGUGUUGCGGUGUUGCUCUCUCUCACACGACCUAUCGUGCGUAGCUUUGUGAAAGCAUCGGAGUGA
Chlamydomonas reinhardtii is the source of this 6154-nucleotide messenger RNA. RefSeq lists its product as uncharacterized. Gene Ontology annotation, biological process: calcium ion import across plasma membrane. The record is from RefSeq and is a predicted model, not a curated record. The transcript is spliced from 28 exons. Gene Ontology annotation, cellular component: membrane. Lineage: Eukaryota; Viridiplantae; Chlorophyta; Chlorophyceae; Chlamydomonadales; Chlamydomonadaceae. The coding region runs from base 149 to 4831 and encodes 1560 amino acids. Gene Ontology annotation, molecular function: monoatomic ion channel activity.